UUAAUACCUUCGAACUUAGCUCGUCCGGUGGAAUAUGGAAGAAAAAUUGUGGCUAGGAUAACUCGAUCUAAAUACAAAUUAUUUACUGUUACGAACUAAAAUAUUUAUGUUUUCGCACUUCAAUAUCAUAGUUAUUUUUGUUAUUGCCAAAAUUUGAUAUGGAGUCAGAGGCUCACAGCCAUACAACAAAAUGACUUCUUACAAUUGUCUUGUUGAACUCAUCCUUAUUAAAUAUUCUUCAUUUUUAAACCAAUAGCUUGGUUUAGACUUUUGUAACUGUAAAUGCUUUUGAUGUAGAUAUCAGAGCCAACAAACAGAUGUUUAGUUAUUGUAUUAGUCAUCGAAUUUAGAUUUUUUUUACCAAUACAUUCAACUAUUACGAUGGAUACGAUAAACAACCACAUAAACUUUACGACUUUGUUAUAAGAGAGGAAGUAGAGUCAGGUGUAUAUCAAGCAUUUGAGCCUCGAAAAAAUGUAUAAACUAUGAAGUUCUUUUUUUUCUUAUUCUUCUUCUUUCUUUUCCUUUAAAGUCUAAGCGGAUGUCUAUAUCUAUGGUAGCAACCUAGCUCUGUUAGCACUCAACCAACGACUCCCUUACAUUUAUCAUAUAUGGCGUAUUCAUUGAGCCAUCAACUCCCUUGUUGUUUGUCUUCAUAGCUCUCUUUGUUGUAACAAAAAUUGGUGACUUAUUCCUCCAAGUUAACCGGGCUUUUGUAUAUUGAAGGCCAAGAUCAGGGUAUUGGGCCUAUUUUAUUCAACAAUUCAGUGUGUGCAUAAAUGAAAUUCUUGAUUCGGAAUUCAGUAGGGCUAUCGAGAACUUGUGGUAUUUUCUGGUAACUACUUGUUGGUUUUAUCUGCAUUCUUAGCAAAACUGACAAGGUUUCAUAUUUUCUUUCCUACUUGGUUGGUGUGUUUGUUUUCCUUCUCUAGCUAGUUGUGUCUCUUAAAUCUUUCUUUUUCCCCAAAAAUGAUAUAUGGUUUUGGAAACACCUGUAGGUAGAAAAGAUGCAUUGCAUGUUGCAGUUGGAGCUUAGGUAUGGUAAGGCUGCAAAAGUCAUCCAACUCACCUAUCUUGCAAAAUUAUGUUUUAUCUACAUCACGGAGGGCCGAAUUGCUAAGUUCCGUUCUAAUGAUCGUACAAUUCCUUCUUCACUUUGACCAUCCACUUGGUCCUCAAAUGUCUUAACAUACUAGCUAUAAGGAUUAUACCCCAACUUUGCUUGACUUUCUACUACAUGCUUUGAGAGUUCUCGAUGAAGAAAUCAGCUUAACAGGAAAGAGCGAGGACAAUGUUAUUGUUCAUAUUCUCAAGGAGAAAAAACCCGGUUAUGUCUUCUACAUUUUUAUUUGCCCGAUAUUCGAAAACUCUUCAAAACCUAUUCAUCAGUAUCUUCGCUCUCCAAGAUAUAAGGUAUGUCGUGUCGAAGAUGAUAUCUUCGUCAUCAGUGAGUUAAAUGCAUAUUUGUUCAUGUUUCAAAUGCACUUUGGUACUUAGGCUUAUUGUUUUUCCUUUAUGGAUUUUUGGCUUCUUCCUGUAGGUAAUUCAAGAAUGUAGGGAAUUGAAGAUGAUUGUAGGUGAUUUUACAUCUCGACUCGAAGACUAAGGAUUUUUGUUAACAUCCUAGGACAGAUGUGUCAAUCCCUUAGAUUGGUACACCGUGAUAUUGUUUUCUAUCUUUCCUCCUUCGAUUCGUGAUAGGGAUGGUUGUUCCAAGUUCCAACAAGAUCCAAAUUCGACCCUCAAAUGACAUGUGAUUAUAUGACAGCACCAAUUGCGAAUGUUUUUUUACUUAACCUAUUCAUAUCAAUAAUGACUCGCCCCACAACGAACCAACAUGUUUGCCACCUCUAGUUCUUAGGGUUCUUCUCAAUUUCUAGGUUCGGUUUUGAUGCAACGAAGAAGGUUGUUGGCCAUUCCCAAUCAUCUCUUAAGAGUUAAGACCCCAGUUUGAUAGGAUGUAUGGCUAUUGUCAAGUUGAAUCAUUGUGCCUAUCCACAAUUGCAAUUUUCUGUUGUCGCUAAUUGUAUUUGGUGUGCGUUGUCUUAGUUUCUCGAGCAAAGCAUGUGUCAACAUAAUCGAUAUAGAAGGAAAUCCAUUUUCAUUUGUGCCACAAUUGCAUACAACUCCAUGUGUUAAGGUCUCGUGAAAUCUUCAUUUUACCUAUGUUCCUACUACCUUUAUUCAAUAUAGACAUAUUUUCUUGUUGGUUCAUCUUCUUAAGUUGAGCAAGGGAAGCAACCAACCGGAGUCUCCAAGACAGUCAUGUCAGCACAAAUCAUCGAAUCAUCUUUGCUUAUUAGUUCAUCCAUUAGCAAACAUCCAUCGCGCUCAUAUCACUCAUUCCCGAUGAUGGUAAGGUAUGAAGGAUCCAAGGUCGCCAGAUCGCCUACACAAAAUGGAGUCAAAUUGGUAACAAAAAGAGUGAAUGUAGGACAAUGGUCGGCUUAUAUUGAAAAAGAGUUUGAAGUUCCUGACAAUGACUAAGGUGUUGCGUUUGUGAUGAUGCCACACAUUCUUUCCAAGCUUUUGCUUGCUAUGUUGUUUGUAUAUUUGCCUUUAACUUUUAUCAUUCUUUCAUAAGAGACUCCAUAGAUAGGAGUAGACAUUCGAACAAGUGUUUCAAUAAUGGUUUGUGAAAAAAGGAACCUCUAGCUUGAGGAAGUAGGCUGCCAUCCCAACAUUCUUGGCUCAAGCCGGCUAUUUGAUCCCGGCACGAAUCCUCUUUCAUUUCAGUUCGCCAAUCUUUCCAUCAUCGGAGCUAGCUGGAGUUGGGUAAUUACAAGUUUCCAUAUUCACGACGAUCCCCUAACCAUAUCUCGAUGGAGAGGAGCGAGAAUGAUGGCCCCUUCGCUCUGCCACCGAGUAGUACAGACUGCCAUGGAACUCUCACGCCACCUACAACAAUUAUUGCUGCGAAUACCGUCGUCUACCUCGAGUCUGCUUUCCUCUACCACGUCCUCCCUUCCACCGACGAGGUGUGGUUCAAUUCCUACCUCAUUCUCAAGCUAACCCCUCCUCUGUUUUACCACAAUUUCCACCCCCCUACCAGUUCCAUUAAUUGUCAAAGACCGCGACUAGACUGAUUUCAAUAUACAUUCAUAAAUUCCCCUGGUACAAUUUAAUUAGUUAUGAGAUUGUUGCAGUAAGGAAAUAACAUGAUUGCUUCCAG
Linum trigynum is the source of this 3172-nucleotide messenger RNA. The record is from the annotation of a GenBank genome assembly. NCBI's taxonomy places the organism in Eukaryota, Viridiplantae, Streptophyta, Magnoliopsida, Malpighiales, Linaceae.